CAAUGCCGAUGGUAUACCUCAAGACGACUUCAACGACUGUCGUCGGAAGGAGGCGGCCCUCUGGCCAAUGCCGAUGGUAUACCUCAAGACGACUUCAACGACUGUCGUCGGAAGGAGGCGGCCCUCUGGGUGUACGGCAGCUCUAAAGCCCUGUACGCGAACAGAAUCUCGUUUCUGUUUGACUUUCACGGGCCGUCCACUCUGAUAGACACGGCCUGUUCGGCAUCGAUGGUGGCGCUGACCAAUGCCCUGCAGGACAUCCGGACGGGCAACUGUGACGCGGCCAUAGUGGCCACCGGGAACCUCACGCCAUCGCCCUUCUCUAACUGCAUCUACCAAUCCAUUGGUCUGAUGGCGUCCGACGGCAAGUGCAAAGUGUGGGACAAGAAGGCCGACGGAUUCGUGCGCUCGGAGACCGUGGGCUCAGUAUUCCUGCAGAAGCGAAGUGAUGCCAAACGAAUCUAUUCCACUCUAUUGCACGCCAAGACUAACACCGAUGGCUUCAAAUCCAUUGGUCUCUUCUCGCCGUUUUGGUUGAGACAAAGGGAUCUCAUGAUUGAGACCUAUCACGAGGCGGGCAUCGAUCCCAAUGAUAUCAAGUUCUUUGAAUCGCACGGCACGGGUACUAAUGUCGGCGACCCUCAAGAGGCGAAGGCUAUCGCCGACGCCUACUGUCACGACAGAAAGGAACCGUUACUGUUAGGAGCCGUGAAAAGUAAUUUGGGGCACUCGGAGGGCUCAUCCGGAUUGUGCUCAUUGGCCAAAGUGAUCGUCGCCUUCGAGAACAAGUGUAUUCCGGCUAACCUUCACUUCGAGGAACCGAAGCCUGAGAUCGAGUGUGUGGUCAAUAAGACACUGAUCCCAGUGAUGAAGAACACGCCGUUCGAGAACGGCAUCGUUGGCGUCAACUCUUUCGGUGUGGGCGGAGUGAACGCUCACGCCUUGCUUAAGUCCAACGAAAAGGAGGCCACAGACGACACCUACAAGAUAUGUGAUCCCAUCCCGCGUCUGGUGAACGUCAGCGGCAGAACCGAAGCGGCGGUCAAUCAUAUCUUCGACUUCAUUGAAAACAAUCCAAAGAAAGUACACAAAGACUUCUUAGCGCUGUUGAACGACGCGAUGAAGACCCAGAUUAUUAAGGGAUCGUCUAAUUUCCCGAACAGAGGCUAUGUUAUCAUCAAAGAGAAACCAAAAGAUGAAGAAACCCCGAGUACUGACACUGAAGUCCAGUACGAAUACCAGCGCACAGUUUGCGAUGCAUUGAGACCCUCUCCCGUUUGGCUGUGUUUCUCGGGAAUGGGCAGUCAGUGGACAGGAAUGGCUCAGAAACUGAUGCCCAUUAAGACAUUCGCUGAUUCCUUGAGGCGUUGUGCGGCAACUCUGGAACCGUUUGGCAUUGAUUUGAUGGAUCUGUUGCUCAGCGACGACGACAAGGCUCUUAAGAAAAACCCGACCAAUGCUUUCGUAGCCAUCACUUCAAUGCAGGUCGCGCUGUACGACACCUUCUGUAUGCUGGGCAUCGAAGUGGUCGGCAUUAUUGGCCACUCCUUUGGCGAAGUCGCCUGUGCUUACGCUGACGGGUGUCUCACUUUAGAGCAAACUAUUCUCACCGCUUAUUGGAGAGGAAAGAUUGUCGAGACCUCUAAACUGCCCAAAGGAAUGUUGGCUGCGGUGGGCCUGACGUGGGACGAGACCAUAAAGCGGUGUCCGGACGGCAUUGUGGCCGCCUGUCAUAAUGGCAACGACUCGGUCACCAUAUCUGGUCUCUACGAUAAUAUGGUUAAGUUUGUGGAGCAACUCAAGGGUGAGAACAUAUUCGCCCGACAAGUGGCCGGCGGUGACUAUCCAUAUCACAGCCCAUUCAUGAAUAUUGUUGCGCCGCCUCUGUUGGAAAUCCUCAAUAAAGUAAUCCCUGACCCGAAACCAAGGAGUGAACGAUGGGUUUCCACUUCAUUCCCGAGAGAUCAAUGGGAUUCACAAAAGGCUAAGUUUGCUUCAGGCGAUUAUUUCACAAACAAUUUGAUAUCUCCGGUGCUGUUCAACGAAGGCAUGAAAGAAAUCGGCAAAAACUCGUACGUCAUUGAAGUGGCGCCGCAUUCACUCUUCGAGUCCAUCUUCAAGCGAUGCUUCCCUUCACUCACUUAUACGGGACUCAUGAAGAGGACAGAAGCGGAUAAUCUCUGUUUCUUCCUCUCGUCAAUCGGGCGCCUCUUCACGUUAGGCCUGAAUCCGACGAUUGAGAAGUUGUACCCGAAGGUGGAGUGGCCGGUAUGUCGGGGCACACAAUCCAUUAGCUCUCUCUUCCAAUGGGAUCACGAGAGGAGUUAUGAAGUGAAGAAAUUCCCGGAAUUCCAUAACUAUGCGACCGCUUCUGACUUUGUCAUGAAAUUCUGUUUAUUGGAAUCCGACUGGAAUUUCCUCAAAGACCACGCCGUCGACGGCAGAGUCUUAUUCCCGGCCACCGGUUAUCUACUGAUGGCGUGGAGAAGGUUGGCCGCCAUGAAGGGCCAGCCGUGGAUGAAAACGCCCGUCCAUUUCGAGAAUGUCAGGUUCUUUCGGCCGACUCUCUUAUCGGAGACAACAGAAGUGAAGUUUACAAUCCGAGUGCUCGAAGGAACGGGAGAUUUCACUAUUUCUGAGAACAAUGCGAUCGCCUGCUCUGGAAAGGUGUCUAUGCCUGAAGACCCUAUUCUUGAAAUGCAGGAUCAGUUGGACGAAGAGAUUAUAGAGGAGGACGACGAGGAGAAAAUGCAUGAAAUUUUGUUCAAUAAAGAUAUUUACAAAGAACUCCGGAUCCGUGGCUACGAUUAUGGUCCCAAAUUCCAAGGGCUCGUUGAGGCCAGAGGUGAUGGGCGUCGGGGCAAAGCAAAGUGGACGGGCCAUUGGGUCAGUUUCGUGGACUCUGUCUGCCAUUUAGCUCUCGUGGCGCUUCCCAUACGCGCCCUCUUUAUUCCCAUUGGCUUUCAAUCAAUACGUUGUGAUCCAAACGUCUUGUUUGAAGCGAUUGAGUCCGUGAAGAAGGAGAAGGAAGAGGCGGCCGUUUUGGACGAAGAAAAGCCAGAAUUCUUCUACUUUCGAGAGAACCAGAAAGUGAAGGCUUUGGAUGAAAUUAAUCUCGAAGACGAUAUUAAAGGAACAGAAAUUAUUGGUGAAAUCAGACCCGAUAUGGGCGACGAUGAGGCCAAAGAAGCAGAUUUUAUGGUUAAACAGCAGAUUAAGGCUGCAAUGGUUGGGGGCGAAGACAAGAUGGCGUCCGAAAUUCUGGGCAUCACUAAUAUUGGUCUCGACACCGAUAACGUGGAUGAGGACAAGAUCUCUAUUCUUCCCGUCUCUUUUGAUCUGAACUUUAGGUCAAUUGUAACCAAAGGUCUUGAGAUUAAGGGCUUUAUUCCGGUGAAUGUGCCGCGAAGACCUGGACAACAGGGACUGACUCUCGAGAGACAUGAGUUUAUCCCUCAUUUUGAAGACAUGGCUAUUGAGAGUCCAUUCAAAGAGAGUUUGAAUGAAUACAUCUCCGUUUGCUGUAAUUUGGCUGAAAAGUUGUCACAAAUUACACCAAAAGUAAGCAAAUUAGUUCUCAACGGAUAUAAGUUGGCCGACGAGUCGAUGGUUAAGAAAUACACUGAAGUUCCCAACGAUGACUGGAAACUGAUGAAAUUACUGAAAGAACUCAUUGAUCUUAAAGUGGACUCAAAUCUCAAUAUAAUCGAAGAUCAGAAGAAGGAUUCAAAGAAUUUGGAGAACUCUUUCAAAGAGAUAACCGACAAAAAGGAGAACAACAUAUCCAAUGAUUUAAUCAAUUCUGUGUUCACUAACGAGAGAUUUAUUCGUCCGUUCGUUGAUUUGGUUUUGGAGAACAGUUCAGACAAAUCGCAGAUCAAAGUCUUGGAGAUGAAUCCGAGUCGAGGUGUCUUUGCCAACAAUUUGAUUCAGAAAUUCAAAGACUCUUGUAUUGGACUAAUUAAUGUCGAUUACAUGAUUGCAAAUCCGUCGCCACAGACAAUACCUGAAGAGACAAAAGCAUUGAAUCUAAAGACACUUGAAUGGGAUUUGAGUACAAAUCAGUUCAUUAAAGAUAUUCAAUCGCUUGACUUAUUAGUAUACAGAAUGACUAACAAAGUGGCCAAGUCUUGGAAUCUCGAGAAUCAGAUCCAGGCUUUAAGUGAUACGCUUAAGUACAAUGGCUUCCUAUUCCUGACGGGACGAUCAAAACUGACUCCUCCGGAGAACACUGUAUACCAACUGAUGGGCCAAAACCCAGCGGACGAUCUGUUGGCCGCCAAAGAAAUGGACAGAUUUAUAGAGUUGGCUCAAAAGGCUGGCCUCAAACUGGUGGGCAGAAAGAGUGACGCCUACAGCACUUCCAUCGCUGUAUUCAGAAAAGUAAUGACAUUCCAAAGGGAGGAACUCAUUGUCAACAUUCCUAAUGGGAAUUACGAGGAUUGGGUGGAACCACUGAAAACUGUUUUGGUCACUAAUAAAGAAUCAGAGGAUCCCAAGACUAUAUGGCUUAUUGGAAACGACACGUCUUGUAAUGGAAUCAUUGGUCUAUUGAAUUGUCUUCGUCUAGAACCGGGAGGUUCUCAUAUUCGCUGUAUUUUCGAUUACGACCAGAAACUGCCUAAAGAUAUAAACUUCACUAAAAAUCCAUUCAAACAAUUGGCUGAAUUGGACUUAGUUUGCAAUAUAUACAAAGGGGGAAAAUGGGGAACUCAGAGGCAUAUACUGCUCCCCGAGGAACAGGAGACCAUAGAGACAGAGCACGCGUACCUCAAUGUGGUCACCAGAGGAGAUAUGUCGAGCUUGAAGUGGUUCGACGCUCACCACAAAUACUUCCCUAAUCUUCCCGCACAUGAGAAGAAAGAACAGGAAGUACUCUGCAAUGUCUACUACUCUGCCCUCAACUUUAAGGAUGUGGUGUUAGUGUCGGGAAAGAUACAGCCGGGACCUGAAGGUGCGCUUUUCGACUGUAUUAUUGGUCUUGAGUUCGCGGGCCGUCGAAGUGAUAAUGGAAAGCGAGUGAUGGGAAUGGUUCCCUUCAAAGGCAUCGCCACCACUCUUCUCACGUACAAAGACUACUUGUGGGACAUUCCCGACGACUGGUCCAUAGAGGACGCGGCAACCGUUCCCGUGGUCUAUACGACCGCUUAUUAUGCGCUUAUAAUGAGAGGAAACCUAUUGGAAGGCGAAUCAGUUCUGAUCCAUUCAGGCGCUGGUGGUGUAGGACAGGCCGCUAUCUUCAUCUGUCAGAGUAUGGGAUGCGAAGUGUAUGUGACGGUCGGUAAUGAGGAGAAGCGAGACUUCAUGAAGAAGAAGUUCGGAAUCCCUGACUCACACAUCGGGAACUCACAUGAUGAUCGGCUUCACCAAGAAGUAGACCGCCAUCUCAUACACCACACGACUGUCACUCACAUUAUCACUGAUAUGUUGGACACGAAUCCA
Molecule: messenger RNA, 5442 nt
Organism: Oppiella nova
Lineage: Eukaryota; Metazoa; Arthropoda; Arachnida; Sarcoptiformes; Oppiidae
Source: the annotation of a GenBank genome assembly